Meloidogyne enterolobii is the source of this 495-nucleotide messenger RNA. The record is from the annotation of a GenBank genome assembly. NCBI's taxonomy places the organism in Eukaryota, Metazoa, Nematoda, Chromadorea, Rhabditida, Meloidogynidae.
AUGCUACCACUUCCUGCCGGAAUACAAAAUCAACCACAACCAAGUAGAUUUGGAACGAACCAGCAACAAAUAAUUACUCCAACGAAUGCUCAAAAUCAACAACAACAAACACAACAUGAUAAAACAACCAUUCCUUUCCAUCAACAAAGUGGACUUCAGGCACAUUCACAGCAUAUAUCUGGACAAAAUCAACAAAUACAUCAACAACAUCAUGUUGUAGAAGUCAAUCAUUUCCAUCCAAUAAAUUCACUAAACCAGCAACAAGUACAAUACGAUAGAACAAACAUUCCUUACCCUCCAAUUGUUGGACAUACGCAACAACAUGUUGAAACAAACAAUCCUUCCAGUCAAACAAUUGGAAAUAUUCAUCAACAACCACAAAAUGUUGAAACAAACAUUCCUUCCUAUCCGAUAAGUGGGCUAAAUCAAAAACAAAUGCAUCAACAACAUGUUGAAACAAACAACCAUUACCGGACUAAAAAUCGUAUUCAUUAA